AUGGCGAGCGACAUUUUAAGUAUUGGAGGUACCCCGAUUUUUGACGAUUGUAUCAUGAGAAUAGAAACCCACACUUACAAUCCGUAUGCUAACACCACGUUCGGAUACAGCGACGAGAUACGAAUACCUAUACAACAACAGGAUCUAUAUACGUUGCCGUGCGAAAAUUUUCUAUACAUCGAGGGAAAAUUCGCAACGAGAGAGAGCGCGAAGGAAGGCACGGCGAAGGAAAUUACGAGAGCGAAGCUAAUCAACAACUGCGUCGCGUUUAUGUUUGACGAGAUUCGAUACGAGCUCAAUGGCAUGGAGAUCGAUAAGAGCAGAAAUGUCGGCAUAACGACCUUGAUGAAAAACUACGCAUCGUUGAGCUACAAGAGAGAUAAAGCUUUACAGAACACCGGAUGGGAAGUACCGCCUACAGCGUUGAACGAUUUCAACUUUUGCGUGCCUCUCUCCUCGGUUUCUGCGAGAAUUACAAACGCAUAG
Pogonomyrmex barbatus (red harvester ant) is the source of this 486-nucleotide messenger RNA. RefSeq lists its product as uncharacterized. The record is from RefSeq and is a predicted model, not a curated record. NCBI's taxonomy places the organism in Eukaryota, Metazoa, Arthropoda, Insecta, Hymenoptera, Formicidae.